Messenger RNA from Fonsecaea erecta, 6093 nucleotides. RefSeq lists its product as hypothetical. The transcript has a single exon. Lineage: Eukaryota; Fungi; Ascomycota; Eurotiomycetes; Chaetothyriales; Herpotrichiellaceae. Bases 1 to 6093 code for a protein of 2030 amino acids. Gene Ontology annotation, cellular component: endocytic vesicle; Golgi apparatus; membrane. The record is from RefSeq and is a predicted model, not a curated record. Gene Ontology annotation, biological process: retrograde transport, endosome to Golgi; intracellular protein localization; endocytosis.
AUGGCGACGCCUUCUGCCGCUCCCGCUCCGCAAUCUGCGCCUGCGGUCAACGGCACCGCGAACCUUGAACUGGACGUGUCCAAGUUGCACGCCCUUCCGACUGAACAGCAAGACCUGUACCUGUUGACGUUUGUCUCCGACUUUCAGCGGCAUGUCGAACAGUUGUCGGCCGAGUCCCUACCUUCCUAUCAAGCUUCGAUCAAGAGGGAAGUCAUCAAGAUCGUCGGAUUGGGAUCUCCCGUGCCCUCUCGUGUGAUCCGAAACGGCCUCGGGAGAAUCCUCGCAGAUGCAUUCGGUCGUGGCAGCCGCAGUCUCCUCUAUGAAACGAUCAACGACCUCUUAGCCGUCUUGAAUGCGGGAAAGACGGACAAAGAGCUGGGCUCAAAACAUGCGGCCGUCGUUUGUCUCAGGGCUGUUCUUCGCGCGGCAGGAGACAGUGCUAUCAGUCUCUCUGGUUUCACGGUUGCGACGAUUCUCAAACUCUUGAAGUCUUCCCAUGCAGGAAUAAGGGGAUGCGUCUUCCGAGCACUCGGCGGACUGAUCAUCGGGAUAAAAAGAAGCCUGGAUGAGCAUGUUGCUCGGGACAUCUGGAAACAGGCCCGACAUGCUGCAACUGGUGACAAGUCAACCUUUGUCCAGAGAUGUGCAUGUUCAUGUCUCCGCAGUCUGGCUAGUGAGACCGGCUACUUCAACAACUCGAAUGACUUCGAUAACCUCAAGACAACUAUCUGGAAAGCAUUCGACAGUUCCACCCCGCCGGUCAGGCAUGCCGCCGCCGGCGCUAUGGCGGCUGCACUGAAUCAAGCAUAUUCUGUGAAUGGGCACGCCGAGAUACCGGUAUUGCGGAAACCCAAAAAGUCCAAGAAGCCAGGAGACGACCUGGAUGAGGAAGUUGAGGCUGAAAGGCCAGCCUCGCCCACACCUGGACAGGCAAAGGCCUCGAUGCGGCUGACUUUUUCCUUGAACGAAGUUCUCCGAAUCCUCUCGCAGCAAUAUUGUCGGGCGUCGACAACGAACAAAUCUCGUGCGGGCAUAGCAGUUUGUUACAAAUAUCUCCUUCACUUACUGCCUCGGAAGACCUUGGAGGAAAACUACGCCUCGAUAGCAGUGCAUACAUAUGCGGAUCUACUGAAUCACUCGACCAUAUCAUUCAAUCGACAUCGACUGCUCCUUACCCGGAAACUGGUCCAGUGGAUCCUUGCCGAUGUCACGGUCCUGCUGACAGAGAACGCUCAGGUCAAUGCAGCCCGCUACCUUAUUAAUGAUGUUAUCAAGAACUAUCCCCAGGUACUGCCGGAAAAACGCGAACCGUCAAAGCGGAUCCUUGCUGGAGCGUUAACGACUCUGACAGACUUGUUGUUGCGCCUGGGACCAGCAGCCAAUGUCUUUCAAGAUUCCUGCAGAGAAGCAUUAUUCCAAGUAAUCCAGCAUCCCAGCCACACGGUCCAGAGCCAUGCCGCUCAAUGCUUCAGGGCCUUUAUACUCGCGUGUCCGACCCAGCUCAUGCGUGCUAUCGAACAUGCCAUGUCGCAGUUGCACAGAGAAUUUCAACCGGCCGAGGCCAAGCAACCACACCGAAAGUCAAUCGGAUUUGCCGCCGCCAUUGCAGUUGCUGUGAGCUGCGCACCCCAAAGACCGCUAUAUGGCUCCGUCCAGACGUAUUCGGCCAUCUUCACAUUCGCGACGGACCUAUUGAAGUCGAGUGCAGCCGCCGAACUACGGCUCUCAGCAAUGCAAGUGCAGGUCGCCUGGACUUUGAUCGGCGGUCUGAUGAGUUUGGGACCCAGCUUUGUCAAAGUCCACCUGAAUCAGCUCAUGUUACUCUGGCGAAACGCACUCCCUCCUCCGCUGACCCAUGAAAAUGCCGGCAAGAGAGGCCAUUUGGAGCUCAGCUUUUUAUCACACGUCCGCGAAUGUGCCCUGAGCGCACUGCUCAUGUUUCUUUCCUCUUGCAGUGGCUUGGUCACCACAGAUGGCUCGAAGCGAAUCUCCACCAUGCUGCAUAAUACUAUCCUUUUCCUUGACAGCUUGCCGCCUGCUCGAGAGUCAGAGGAUGUGUCUCACCGAUUACUGCCUGCCCUUCAACUGCAGGACUUCGCAAUCUUGCUCCGCCGACGUGUGCUCCAAUGCUUCAUUUCUUUGGUCAGUUUAAAGCACCUCGAACAAGGCGACGUUGUGUCGCACUCGGAUUUGAUAGGUCUCACAAUGAGGACGUUCACCGACCCGGAACGUCCGGUUCUGAAAAGCCUGGAGGCGUCACUGGCAAAUACCGCGAGCAACUUUGAGGGGUUGUGGGCCACCGAAGACAACUGGAGCUUCGGCGUCAGCGGUUUGGCGGACAGUUUCGACACCUAUCUACCUUUCGAAAAUCAUAGUGAAUCAAGCAUUGACGCAUACACGGAACAAGAGAUUUCUAUUCCAGAUAUCCUGGUGCGAUGCCCUGCCUUGCCGGCAAUUGAACACGAUCCGGCCUUACUAUCAAGGCCAGACAAUCGCCUGGAUGAGGCGGAGAUUAGCUCACCUGCAACAUCCUGUGUGAAUCUGGCAAUCAAGCUCUUCGCCAUAUCAUUGCCUCUCCAGUCUCCCCGAAUCCAAGAGAGCACGGUGGAGCAGCUUAUCACUGCUGUCUCUCAACCACUGCAACGUGAACCAGGCCGAAAAGCGGCAAUGCAAAUCAACACUGCCCUCGCUUUCCUAUGCGCACUAGCUGUUGCGAAUAACGAAACGCCAUACAAUUCUGGGAAAAUGCAUGCCGGCGCAGUGGGACAAGUCAUCACUGAACUCUUGGACAGAUACCUGUGCAGCUCCGAUCCCAUCCUGCGGCACAUAUCCGCUCGGGCUAUAGGUCGCAUAUGCAAUCUCGCGGGAACUCAAUUCACUAACAGGGAGGUCAAAGUCCUCAUCGACAUAAUUGUGGCAAAUCGAGAUCCCAGCGCUCGUGCUGGAUGUGCUCUUGCGCUCGGAUACAUCCACUCUGAAGUGGGCGCCAUGGCAGCCAGUCUUCAUAUCAAGACUAUCGUCGGCGUCCUCCUAUCGUUGUGCAGUGACAGCCACACGACCGUUCAUUAUUGGGCUCUCAAAGGGUUGCUUCUGGUGGCAGAGUCCGCUGGACUGGCUUUCUCAACUUAUGCUACAAGCACGCUGGGUCUGCUUGCUCAACUCUACUCAAGUGAUACUCACAACGAGGAAGCUGCAUCGCUGGCGACAUCUAACCUUGAACUUGAGCAUUUCACGCCUUUGGCACUUGCGCAAUGUGUUGAUAGCAUCAUCAACGUCUUGGGCCCCGACCUGCAGGACGUCUCCAAAGCACGCAAUCUGAUACUGGUACUGAUCGGCUACUUGCAAAAAGAGCCCUCGGCAAGAUUACGCAGUGCAAGUUAUCAAUGCCUCCGUCAUCUUUGUAUGUAUGCGCCGGCACAUCUUCAGUUUGCCAAAUACGUCCUGGAUCUGCAGGCCAAUCUUUCGUCCGAUGAGGAUCUCCUCCGGUCGGCUGCGAUGAAAGGCCUUGGGGAAUUGAUGAAAAGGAAUUCGUCUGAGGUUGCGCGCGUGGCAACUUCUAAGCUGAGCGACGAUUUGUGGACACGCCUGGACGACAAUCCAGAAAACAAUGCCUUGCAGGGAAUGCUGCAGAACUGGAUGCAGCAAACCAUUCUGGUUGACACUGCCGCAUGGAUUGACAAAUGUCAAAGCAUCCUCUCCAGAACGAGAACAAAGGCGUCAGCACCAACCCGAGUCACCACCGCGAAGACUGCCAUGCCGGACUUGGCAGAUGAAGAGGUUGCGGGCUUUGCGGCGGCGGCGGCUGCUGCACAAGGUGAAACCGCUGAUGCCGCGCCCGAAGGUCAAGAGUUUCUCCGCUGGCAAACAAGAGACUUUGCUAUGCGGUUGCUCAGUGAAUCAAUGGACAUUAUCCAAGCAGCUAUGUCGCCGGAUCGAGUCAUUCCUGCCGAAGAAGUUCUACAGAGCAAGAUCGCGGAUGUGAUUCGCGUUGCCUUUUCAGCCUCGACCGCCAACGUGGUCGAGCUUCGCGUCUGGGGUCUUCGAAUAAUUGACCAGAUCCUGAAAUUAUUUGGCAAGACUCCGGAUCCUGAUUUCCUGGAAGCGUCCCUUCUGGAGCAGUAUCAAGCCCAGAUCAGCUCGGCUCUCACGCCCGCCUUCGCAUCUGACUCAUCCCCAGAACUAGCAGCUGAAGCCAUCGGCGUAUGCGCUACUUUUGUUGCUACAGGGAUCGUAACCAACGCAGAACGCAUGGGUCGUAUCUUCAAGGUUCUUGCCAUGGGCGUGGACAAUCUUACGCGACCUGUCCCAGAAGCCGCCAUUGGUGAUCUGAAGAAUCUCAGCCCAAAUGCACAGGCCAUGCUUAAGAUGGGCAUCCUUUCUAGCUGGGCACAGCUGCAGCUGGCAAGUUCUGACCAACCAUUCCUGGAGGAAAUCUUGCAGCCAUACAUUCCCAAACUGGCGCCACUGUGGUUGACAUCGCUGCAAGAGUUUGCCGGGUUGCGAUUUGAACCGGAGAUCUCAGAUACCCUGGGAGGCGAAGUUGCGGGCGGCAAUUUGGAUGAACGAUACGCGUCCUUCAACCGAGAAGUCCGAUUGAGGUUCUACCAAAAGAACUGGCUAAGCAUUGUAGAUGCCAUUGCUGUACUUGUGGAAAGGGACAGCGAAUCGGUGUUCGACGCUCUCGAUAACAAACGCAAUUCUGCGGUUGACGGCCCGGCAGAUGAAGCUGCUGCGCCUGGAAGAGACAUGAGCUUCCGUGAGGAACCUGUUGCAUUCUUCUUCAUUCUCUUCGGACUGGCUUUCGAGGCCUUGGUGACCCAGGCUAGGGAAGACCCUUCGCAGGCACUAUCAAUUUUGCAAGCUCUAAGGAAGAUACUGACGCCUGAAGUCUGUGGCAAUGCCAUCUACGAAGAGGCGGUGUUCAAUGAAACAACAGAUACUUUGGAUCGACUCGCUCUCACGAGCACGAGAGAGACACAGAGCGUUCUGGUAGAAAUUGCGCGGAAUUUGUCAUUGGAUCACGUCGCAGCAAAGAAUCAGGACCGUGAUGAAAAGCUCUCAGAUGACAUUGAGCAACUGUUUGAGUUGACAAGGAUUAUCAUCUUGGUCUUGACAGGUCUCAUACCGACCCUCGAAGAUCCGCCGGUUUCUGCGUUUCGAAGGCUUGGAGACGAUGGCAAUGCCCUCGUCCGGCUCUGCUUUCAAGCGCUCGUGGAUGUGGCCUCGAUAUUUCCGGCUAUCAUUCGGGCAGAUCUACAUGCCUGUAUUAUUCACAGCUACUGUACCCUUCUUGCGACUGGUUUAUGUCAGGAUGAAGUGCUGCCACAAAUCAUGCCUAUAUUCAAGGCGUUCCUCCAGGAUGUCGUUCAGUCCGGCCCCAAUGAAGUCAAUUCGAGGCUUGUCCGCGGGUGCUUGUACCGCAUGCUGUCGAUCUUGGCUGUGGCUCAGCGCCGAGAAAACGAAUAUGCGAUCACCUGUGCAAAGAACACUUUGCUCUCGAUGACGAUCUUGCUCACCACAGCCAGCUCGGUUGUUCCAGCCAACGACGAACUUAUCAUAAAAUCCUUGUCAGAGUUACUCGACUGCCUCCAAGACGUAGGCCUUGCAAAAAUCGCAGCCGGCUGUAUGCGGUCGUUACUUGUCACGAAUCCGAAAACACCUUGCGACGAUGCCGUUGGAAGAAUCCUGUGGACACGGCUGGUACCAUAUGUGGGUGAUCCGGAAGCGGAGGAUCCAGAGAGUGUGAAGACAUCAUUGACACAAGCUCUGGUGGCCGCUGUGGUCUCGAUCAAAGCCGCCGGACGAUUUGCUGCCAUGUCCAUAUUGGUGCCGCUACUCCUGCUUCGUGCUAAACAGAUCCCCAAGGGAAAUAGCUUGGACGCUAUGCGGAAAGAGAGCGCCGCGAGACUGCUCGAACUUGUGGCGACAGAUCAGAUAGCGUUCCGGAUGACGGUCGGUUUGUUGGACGAGGAACAGCGCUCGAAUUUGGAAAGCCUCCUGCGUGCUGCCGGUGUGGGCAAGAAACAGGAAGCCACCUCGGAGGAAAACGUCCAAGCAAGGCCGGCAAUUGAGCUGCGCAUGGACUUUGGAUGA